AUGUUUCCCGACGCUCUUGCCAACCUAACUUCUACCACUACCGUCUACGGCUGCUCGCUCAAUUCCGGUCGUCCAGUCAUAGACUGGACAUCGGAGUCAUUCGCGAAGAGCUCUCAGUUUAGUAUUCGGCAACCAGAUGGCAUGUACUCCGCAUCCUGUGAGUCUACCGGCCAAGAGGUCGAGAGCAAAGUCAUGGUAGUUCGAGGCAACGACGGCAAUGACAAUUUCAGUGGGUUGGACUUUAUUCUCCUAGGCCAGUCAGUAGAGCGAACGCUUGCAGAUCCCUCCAACUGCCCUACGAAAACUCUCUUCGCCCAAUCUAGAAGCAUGAUAGUGAGUAUCUAUAGCGGAGGCUCCUUGGCAAAGUCAACAAUAACGUCUGCAUGGAAUGCAAUCUCGUAUCUGCCAAUUCUCGGCCAUUCUACUCAGAUGCUCGUCGAGAUUUGCGAUGACAGUCGAGGACCUGAAAGGAUCUUAGGCAUUGCAAUUGACAUUCUCGAAAACCGCGAGCUGGUUGAAGAGUUUACUUUGGACUUUCACGUCCUCAGCUUCCGCGUCCUCAGAUUCCUCGUCCUCGGCCUUCACGUCCCCAGCCUCCGCAUCCUCAGCCUUCGCGUUCUCAGCCUAAGCGUCCUGGGCCACCUCAACAUCAGCCUAAGCGCCCUCGGCCGCCUCAACAUCAGCCUCCGCAUCCUGAGCCUACCUUCCAAAGCCGCGACCUGCAACGAUGUUCCGCCUGAGAAAGAAGUCGAUGUCGUCGCCUGGGACGAUACGAACACGGAUCUUAAUAUUCUUUGCAAGUUUGCCUGCAAGUACGGCCAUUGUCCACAAGAUAUCUGCACGAGCCGUAUCGAUGGACCAGAUACGAGUGACAUCGACAUCGUGGUAACCGACCCUGAGGACCCUCUCAACUAUAUCAGGCGUGUCAAGCAAAGCAAUUCGAAGAAUUGCAACAUCUACAAAGAGCCUCAACACUGGGACUACCAAAAGAAAAGUUGCGAUUCCAUCUGCAAGCCAGAAACUGAUCAAGCCAAGAAAGAAGGCAAAAUGUCUAAUGCGUUCUGCCUGGGCUUUUGGCCAAUCGACAAACCUAUCCCUUGGCAAAAGAUCGGCCCAGAUACGACAAUUGCUGGAGGGAAAUGCGAAUGCAACAACCCUCUGGUAAACGAAUUUGCAGAUAUCGUCUUGGAUGGCAUGCCACAGAUGGCUCAGAUCUCAUGCUAUAUUAUGAUGUCAACGCUGAAACUAGUGCUGGAAAUUGGUGUAGAAUUUAUUCCUGUGGUAGGCAAGCCAAUUAGCGCUGGCCUAGAAAUCGCCAACACGGCUGCUCAAAUGGCAGCAUAUCUUUAUCCCAAGGAAGAAGACCCUGAAGGCGCUUUCUCUUGGUGGCUUCAGCCAUGUGGCGGAACAAACUUGGUUCCGGAAGACAUCAAAAAAGUAUAUGACAUAUUGAGCAACUCGCCUGCUGGAAGAGACCGAUUCGAGAAGAAGAAGAAAUCGGAUAACCUCAAACAAGGUAGUGGCAAAAAGGGUGACGACAAUAACCCCACUGAUAGAAAGAUCCAAAAGGGGCGGAAGUGCAGGGUUCCACCAGCAAAAUCAACCAUGCGACUUGGGGCUGCUAAAAACACAUUGAGGAUACAAUCUUGUGUCAACGAUGCGACAAGGAAAAAUGAUUUAGUUGUAACAUCGGUUGUCUACGCACCCAACGCCAAGCCGACUGUUGUGGAGAGAGAAUGUAGCCAAAAAUGGUCUCAAGCUUGCUUCCAUUAUAGUUCGGCUAUCAAGGUCAAUCCGCAAUGGGCUACUCUAACUUGUCCGCCUGAAGCCGCGGCAACGGCGUGGCGCUUAGAUGCAGAAGCUGUGCCAGCCUUUCAGAAGCAACAUAAAGGUGAUAGAUGGCUGGAUGAAGUCAAAUCGAACCCUAAUAAGGUAGAUUGCGACAAAGACGAAUACCCACCUGCAUAUCUUCUAGGACUACAGGACCCAGCCCGCCUCAAUUCUGGUAAGAAUGCACAGGGACAACUAAUUCGUCUAAUCCCAGGAGGAAUGAAUCGAGGAGCAGGACAUAUGUGGAAAGGAAUAUGUCUUGGUGCCGCCAUCGAAGACAUGAAGGACUCCGAAUUCAAGGCCAAAGUCGAUGCCGAUCCCAACAGGAAGACCAUCAUACAAGGCGGCGUGACAAGAACUCAGGCCGCUAUCACGGCUACAGUUCGGCCAGAAUUUACCAUUAACAAAUGGGGGCAUGCUGCCAACCCACCAGCGAACGAUGGUCUGGAGCUCAAUACUUGUUGGCCAAACAAUAUUGCUGCGGGCGACCCAGGCUUUGCCUUGUUAACAUUUGAUCCAUACUACAACACCCACCCGCGACUAUACAAUUACAGUAUACCAUAUGUUAAAGGUUCGAAUGGUUCCUGA
Messenger RNA from Colletotrichum tamarilloi, 2418 nucleotides. RefSeq lists its product as uncharacterized. The record is from RefSeq and is a predicted model, not a curated record. The coding region runs from base 1 to 2418 and encodes 805 amino acids. The transcript is spliced from 5 exons. Lineage: Eukaryota; Fungi; Ascomycota; Sordariomycetes; Glomerellales; Glomerellaceae.